This is a messenger RNA of Camponotus floridanus (Florida carpenter ant), 1335 nucleotides long. Its product is annotated as 3'(2'),5'-bisphosphate nucleotidase 1. The coding region runs from base 177 to 1106 and encodes 309 amino acids. Gene Ontology annotation, molecular function: 3'(2'),5'-bisphosphate nucleotidase activity. The transcript has 5 exons. The record is from RefSeq and is a predicted model, not a curated record. NCBI's taxonomy places the organism in Eukaryota, Metazoa, Arthropoda, Insecta, Hymenoptera, Formicidae. Gene Ontology annotation, biological process: phosphatidylinositol phosphate biosynthetic process.
UUCAUUUAAUAUAUUUUCUAUUUUAAAAUUCAUGAAAAAUUUAGUUAUCAUUAUUGCAUCGAUUCAGAUAUAUCGAGACAUAUAAAAUUUAAUUACAAGAAAGAAAACUGCAUAUUAAUAGCAUAUUUCCAUCAUCAUAAUCAUUAUUAUAAUCAUCUGUUCCAAGAUUUUGUAAAAUGGCUCAAAGUGCUGCUCUAUUGACACGCAUACUGGCAACCUCUGUGUCCGCCACUGUACAAGCUGGUAAAAUAAUUCGAGAUGUUUUGAAUAAAGGAGGAUUAAACAUAGUAGAGAAGGGCAAAAAUGAUUUGCAAACAGAGGCGGAUCGUUGCGCUCAACGAUGCAUCAUAACUUCAUUGAGUAAUCAAUUUCCAAAUAUAACAAUAAUUGGAGAAGAAGAGCCAUCCACUUGCGAGGUACCAUCUGAAUGGAUCAUCACAGAAGCGGAUCAAGAGGUAUUGCAAGUGAAGCUACCAUCCCACCUGGAAGAUGUUAAUCCCAAGGAUGUCUGUGUUUGGGUGGACCCUCUAGAUGGUACAGCGGAGUAUACGCAAGGACUGGUAGAACACGUGACAGUAUUGGUUGGUGUGGCGAUUGGCAAGAGGGCGAUUGGAGGCGUGAUACAUCAGCCGUAUUAUAAGAAUGACGAAAACAGCACAUAUAUCGAAAAUGGUCGUACAUUGUGGGGUAUCGAUGGUGUUGGAUUUGGAGGAUUCGUGCCGAAACUACCUCCGGAAGGGAAGAGAAUAAUCACGACCACUCGCUCACAUUCCGACAGCAUUGUCCAGAGUGCCAUAAAGUCCUUAAAUCCUGACGAAGUGGCACGCGUAGGCGGCGCCGGACACAAGAUAAUUCUCCUGUUGGAGGGAAAAGCACACGCAUAUGUGUUUGCCAGUCGCGGGUGCAAAAGAUGGGACACCUGCGCCCCUGAAGCUGUUCUUUAUGCGAUCGGUGGUGUUUUAACCGAUCUUCAUGGUGAACGUUAUUCAUAUAAUCGGGAAACGACGUAUGCAAACACGAGAGGCGUACUGGCCACCGCGCCUGGCCAGUCGCAUCAGUGGUACUUGAGUCGUAUACCUGAUGAAGUAAAGCAAAAGUUACAAUAGGUAAUAUCGUGGCAUAGAUCGAUGUGUUUUUUAUCUAUUUCUUUGCCGGAUAUUCGGAUAUUUCUCACGUUUAACGAUAUUUGCAUUUACGCAUCGGGAGUUGUUUUGAUAAUUAUCUCGGGUGAACGCAAUACAAAAACAUUCCCGUAAUGACUUUAUAUUCUUCGGUGUUCUGAUGUAAGGAAGAAAGUACAAAAAUAACUUCAUGUAAUGUUAUAUAAUAAAAGAA